This is a messenger RNA of Hylaeus anthracinus, 795 nucleotides long. It is a transcript of the gene Arpc5, whose product is annotated as actin-related protein 2/3 complex subunit 5. Bases 138 to 611 code for a protein of 157 amino acids. Gene Ontology annotation, molecular function: actin filament binding. Lineage: Eukaryota; Metazoa; Arthropoda; Insecta; Hymenoptera; Colletidae. Gene Ontology annotation, cellular component: Arp2/3 protein complex; cytoplasm; actin cytoskeleton. The record is from RefSeq and is a predicted model, not a curated record. Gene Ontology annotation, biological process: Arp2/3 complex-mediated actin nucleation; regulation of actin filament polymerization; cell migration. The transcript has 3 exons.
AUGUCGUUUAGCUCUGUUAUUAGUGUAAAUAGAUAGUGUCGUAUAUAGACAUAUUUCUAGACCAAUGAAAAUUCAUUCCUAAGCGUUAAAUGAUAAGUCGGGCGUGAUCACAGUGAAACGUUGAGUACAUAGUGAAAAUGUCAAGAAACGAUGGCAAAAAAGAUUCGUCGGCGUCUGCAUUUCGAAAAAUUGACGUUGAUCAAUACAGUGACAAUAAUUUUAAAGAAGAAGAUGCCGACGGAGGAAUAGGAGGGCCCACCGGUCCAGACGAAAAUGAAGUUUUGAUACUUCUUAGCCAGGGUAAGAAUGCCGAAGCUUUGAUAUCAGUACUAAAAUCUGCACCCCUUGAAUGUAAAAAUCAACAAGUAAAGGAUAGCGCUCGUAAUUUAACUCAAAAGGUUCUUCUAAGUAUAAAAUCUAAUCAAAUGGAUGAUUGCAUAGCACAAUUAGAUCAAGAUUUACUGGAUGUCCUAAUGAAAUAUAUUUAUCGGGGGUUCGAAAUCCCAACGGAAGGCAGUAGUAGUCAUUUAUUAAUCUGGCAUGAAAAAGUAUAUAAUAUCGGCGGCGUUGGCAGUAUCGUACGAGCAUUUUCAGAUAGCAAACGUGCUUGAAGAUUUGUACAUUUUCCAUUAAUGUUCAUUACAAUAAUUACCAUUAAUCCUUACUGUUACUCAUUGUAAUUGUUAAUACAAUGAAACUGUAGGUGUAGAUAGCCAAGCCAUUCAAUUUUCCCAGUGGGAAAAACAACACACUUGUGUACAUUUGUUAUCAAUAAAGUAAUUUUUAUUUCUUAUA